UAUUAUACAGCUAACCCUAUUUAAUUAUUUAUCUCUUGAGCGAAAUUAACAUUUAAUUAUUUAAAUAUUUUAAACAUGAAUAAGUUAACAUCGUACAGUAUAAAAGAAAUACACAAAGCUUAUCGAGAGAAGUCGCUGAAUCCAAAUAGUUUUGUUGACUUAUGUUUAGAAAGGGCUAAAAAAGCGAGUGAAUUAAAUGCAUUUAUUACAUUAUCGGAUGAUGUAGCUAAGAAACAAAGCACUGAAAGUGAAAAACGAUUAAACUCUAAAGGCAAGACAAAGUUAAUGGAAGGUAUAACGGUUGGAGUAAAAGAUAACUUCUGUACCAAAGACAUAUCAACCACUUGCGCUUCUAAUAUGCUGAAGAACUUUGUGCCGACUUAUAACGCCACAGUUUAUACGAAAUUGGUAAAUUCUGGAGCAUGUCUCAUAGGCAAGACGAAUUUAGAUGAAUUUGCGAUGGGUUCUGGCACUGUCGAUUCUAUAUACGGACCGACACGUAAUCCAUGGUGUUAUGAUGAUGAUUGGCGGAUACCUGGCGGUAGUUCCGGAGGGAGUGCUGUCGCAGUGAGCAGUGGAGCCUGUGUCGUUGCCAUCGGGUCUGAUACAGGCGGUUCAACAAGAAACCCAGCAGCUUUAUGUGGAAUAGUAGGUUUAAAACCUACAUAUGGACUAGUUUCGAGAUAUGGUCUUAUACCACUUGUAAAUUCAAUGGACGUACCUGGCAUUCUAGCUAGAAAAGUUGAUGAUGUUGCUACUACACUUAACUGUAUAGCCGGUCCUGAUGAUUUAGAUUCUACUACUAUCAAACGUGAAUUUAAACCAAUUACAAUGAAAAAUGACAUUGAUUUGUCUAAAAUAAAGAUAGGAAUACCCAAAGAGUAUCACUGUAACGGCAUGAGUAAGGAAGUAAUGGAUACUUGGCAAUAUGUCACCGAUUUGCUAUAUGAUGAAAAGUGUCAAAUACAAUCCGUGUCUUUACCUCACACUUCUGUUUCAAUAACAGUGUAUUCUAUUUUAAAUCAAUGUGAAGUUGCCAGUAACAUGUCUAGAUAUGAUGGCCUUGAAUUUGGCUUAAGAACUGAUGCAGAUUACUCUACCGAAGAGCUAUAUGCCUCUACCAGAUCAGAAGGCUUCAAUAAUGUGGUACGAUCAAGGAUAUUCGCUGGAAACUAUUUCUUAUUGAAACAGAAUUAUGAGAAAUACUUUGUUAAAGCUUUGAAGCUGCGACGGUUGAUAGCAAAUGACUUUAAAAAUGUAUUUGGUGAAAACGGAGUUGAUUUAUUGUUAACACCUACUACACUGUCCGAUGCCCCACUGUAUAAGGAUUUUGUUGCUAAGAAUAACAGAGAUCAGUGUGCGUUUCAAGAUUAUUGCACGCAACCAGCGAACAUGGCAGGAAUACCAGCCAUUUCUAUACCUAUCAGAUUAUCGGAGAAAAAUAUGCCACUCUCUUUACAGUUAAUGGGACCGAGUCUCUCUGAAGAGUUAUUACUUAAUGUAGCUAAGAAGAUAGAGAGUUUGGUUAAUUUUCCAACACUGGAUAUGGAAUAAUAAUUAUUGUAUUGAAUUUGAAUUAAUAAAAUGUAACUAAUGCUUGUUGUUUCUUGAAUUUUAGUUAAUUAUAAGGUACAAUACAAACAAUAAAUAAUUUUUUUGGGUUAGUUCUUUUUUUUAACAUUAAUGUGAUUUCUGCAAUCUUUUUUUAGUUUAUU
Messenger RNA from Colias croceus (clouded yellow), 1715 nucleotides. It is a transcript of the gene GatA, whose product is annotated as glutamyl-tRNA(Gln) amidotransferase subunit A, mitochondrial. The record is from RefSeq and is a predicted model, not a curated record. Gene Ontology annotation, molecular function: glutaminyl-tRNA synthase (glutamine-hydrolyzing) activity. The transcript has a single exon. Gene Ontology annotation, cellular component: glutamyl-tRNA(Gln) amidotransferase complex; mitochondrion. The coding region runs from base 76 to 1554 and encodes 492 amino acids. NCBI's taxonomy places the organism in Eukaryota, Metazoa, Arthropoda, Insecta, Lepidoptera, Pieridae. Gene Ontology annotation, biological process: mitochondrial translation; glutaminyl-tRNAGln biosynthesis via transamidation.